Pecten maximus is the source of this 645-nucleotide messenger RNA. Its product is annotated as vegetative cell wall protein gp1-like. The coding region runs from base 1 to 645 and encodes 214 amino acids. The transcript has 2 exons. Lineage: Eukaryota; Metazoa; Mollusca; Bivalvia; Pectinida; Pectinidae. The record is from RefSeq and is a predicted model, not a curated record.
AUGUGUGACCUAGCAGGCCAGUCAUCUAUACACAAGCCUGCCCCUUCGAGCUCCCCCAAACCCCUCCACCCACAGCCCCCCCAAGCUCCCCCAAACCCCUCCACCCACAGCCCCCCCCCAAGCUCCCCCAAACCCCUCCACCCACAGCCCCCUGAACUCCCCCAAACCCCUCCACCCACAGCCCCCUCAAGCUCCCCCAAACCCCUCCACCCACAGCCCCCUGAGCUCCCCCAAACCCCUCCACCCACAGCCCCCUCAAGCUCCCCCAAACCCCUCCACCCACAGCCCCCUCAAGCUCCCCCAAACCCCUCCACCCACAGCCCCCUGAGCUCCCCCAAACCCCUCCACCCACAGCCCCCUGAGCUCCCCCAAACCCCUCCACCCACAGCCCCCUCAAGCUCCCCCAAACCCCUCCACCCACAGCCCCCUGAGCUCCCCCAAACCCCUCCACCCACAGCCCCCUCAAGCUCCCCCAAACCCCUCCACCCACAGCCCCCUCAAGCUCCCCCAAACCCCUCCACUCACAGCCCCCUCAAGCUCCCCCAAACCCCUCCACCCACAGCCCCCUCAAGCUCCCCCAAACCCCUCCACCCACAGCCCCCUCAAGCUCCCCCAAACCCCUCCACCCACAACCCCAUAUUGUAA